AUGAUUGGACUAUUAGGUCUUGUUCUAGUUUCUUGCUAUGAUUAUGGAUCUAAUCAAAGUGGAGGGGAUUAGCCACCUAGUAGUAAUAAUCCUGUUGCACCAGAUAAUGAGAGCAGCCAAACUAAAAACUAAACAGCACCUUAAAAUCAAACUGAUUAAAACGAUGGGGCUAUUACUAAUAUAACUAGCGGUGGUGAUGCUAUGCUAUAAGCUAUUGGAUAACUUGGAUAAUAACUUAAUGGUGAAGUUUAUCCUACUGGAGCCGCUGACAAUAUCAUUUCAGCUCUGAAUAAUCUGUGGGUAUAAUCCUAAUAUAUUUCUGCAGCAGCAAAUCUUGUAACUUCUUAGAGUUCAAAUUCGAGAGAUGGAGGCAAUAGUGCUUCCGGUGAUUAGACUGCUAGUGGUUCAGAUAAACAGCAAGCUACGGCUUCAUUGAGUUAAAGAUAAAUUUGGUAUGACUAAUCUUAUGCUGCUGACGAUAGGAUGUAUGGAGCUGUUGAUCAACAAUUAGUGAUUCUAUUUUCAGCCAUAAAUGAGCAAUAAUGUUAUAAUGCUUAUACUACUGGAAUCUUUGAAAUAUUUGUAGGAUGGACUAAAUAUAGCAAUUUGCUUUUGGGAUCAAAUUUAACUGAUGAUCUUGAACUUAAAAGAUUUUGUUUGUCUGAAAAAGGAAAUUUAGAAAAAAUAAUUAACAAAAUGGCAUCUUUGAUAAGCGGAGAUGGAGAUUGCGAUGUCCUACAAGUGCUUUACGAUGGAAGUUAAGAGAGUAAUAUCUAUACUGGUUGGAGAGAUAAUCUAGAUGACAAAGCUGGCUAUAUAAUAAUGUAUCUUGCAGAAGGUUAUGUUGUUCUUUCUGCUUGUAAUCAAUAUGAGAUACAAGCAUAAUAGAAUUAAAAUCAAAAUAAUAGUAGCAUUAUUGAUAGCUCAUCAGCUUCAUCUAACUCUUCAGAACCCUCUGGAGACAGCUAAUUGAAUCAAUUGGUAGAUUACUCUUCACAACUGUAAAGCCUAAUCGAGAGAGUCAUUCAAUUUGACAGGCAAGCCAAACAAUCAGUGAUGCAGACAGUCGGCCAAAACUUAAACCUACUUUUGAAGAACAACCAAGGACUCAGUCCAGAGGUUUUAGCCACUACCCUUAUUGUAUGCUACAUUCCUAUCAUCUACAGCCAAUAUCUGUGGUAGCUAGGAGUAGUUUACUCGAAUACAACCGAGCAAGAUUUCUAUUCGAAUUGCUGGUCUUGUGUCACAGUUAUUUAGGGUGACUACAGGGCAACUAUCACCUGGAUUAGUCCAAACACCACAGCAUCUCUCUAAGCGCAGGACCUACAACAGUAUAUCUAGUCAGAUAACUCAACAGAGGAAAAUUCUAAUAAUGUAUUUGCUAAUUUAGGAAAAUGUACCAGUGGCGUAUGGAUUUUCAAUUCUUCGAAGCCAUAUUUUGUCAGUUCCCAAUUCGGUGAAAGACUUAUUUAAUCCCUAGGACAGGAGUACGAUAUUUUUGCUUGGGGUGUUUAGGAAGAUUGCCGUGGAUAACCAUUAGUAGGCAUUUAUUGA
Molecule: messenger RNA, 1554 nt
Organism: Stylonychia lemnae
Lineage: Eukaryota; Ciliophora; Spirotrichea; Sporadotrichida; Oxytrichidae
Source: the annotation of a GenBank genome assembly